AUGAAACAAACAACGUCAACUGUCUUUCUCGUUCUCUUUUCUUUGCUUCUAAUCUUGUUCAUAUCAUGCAUUGAUGCUCAAUCGUGCAACCCGAGUGGAAAGUUGAGAGGUAAAAAACCACCUCGCGGGCAAUGUGUGAAUGAUCCAGAUUGUUGCAAAGCAGGCACGUUUUACGACACAUACACAUGUUCCCCUCGUGUUAACGAAAAUACAAAGGCAACAAUGACCAUAAACAACUUUGAGGAAGGAGGAGAUGGUGGCGGGCCGUCUGAGUGCGACAACAAGUACCACUCAAACGAGACGCCAGUUGUGGCAUUGUCCACUGGGUGGUACAAUAAAGGGAAAAGGUGCUUCAAGCUUAUUAAUAUACACUACAAGGGUAAGAGUGUCAAAGCUAAGGUGGUCGAUGAGUGUGACACGACCCAGGGAUGUGAUGAUGAGCAUGGUUACCAGCCACCAUGUCGCAAUAAUAUUGUGGACGGGUCUAAAGCUGUCUGGGAGGCCUUAGGGGUGCCUAAGAGUGAUUGGGGUGAAGCAGAAAUUACUUGGUCAGAUGCAUAAUCAUGCUUGAAAUUCAAACCGGUUAAAUAAAUGAAAUCGUUCGACUUUUUAGGGUCACUAUAGUGAAUAAAGUGAUCCUAACAACAAUAAGUAUAAGCGAACUAUAUUGUGUGCUAGUAUUUCUUUUCAUUGAAGGGAAUUUUAAACUACUUAUGUGUUUAUUUU
This is a messenger RNA of Helianthus annuus (common sunflower), 726 nucleotides long. RefSeq names its product putative ripening-related protein 1. The transcript has a single exon. The record is from RefSeq and is a predicted model, not a curated record. The coding region runs from base 1 to 561 and encodes 186 amino acids. NCBI's taxonomy places the organism in Eukaryota, Viridiplantae, Streptophyta, Magnoliopsida, Asterales, Asteraceae.